Molecule: messenger RNA, 1009 nt
Organism: Aspergillus ibericus CBS 121593
Lineage: Eukaryota; Fungi; Ascomycota; Eurotiomycetes; Eurotiales; Aspergillaceae
Product: dihydrodipicolinate synthase family protein
Exons: 2
Molecular function (GO): 4-hydroxy-tetrahydrodipicolinate synthase activity
Source: RefSeq, a predicted model, not a curated record
CCCACAACACCUAUCUCCAUUAACCGCUCACAACAUGACUUCCCCCAUCCCCGCCAAAACCACCCAACUCCCCCCGGGCAUCUUCUGCCCCGUAAUCUCUCUCUUCAAACCCACCCGCGAACAAGAAAUCGACCCCGACGCCUCCUACAAAUUCUUCCGCUAUCUCAUCCGCAGCGGCAUCCACGGACUCGUCCUCGCCGGCACCACCGCCGAAGCUGUCCUCCUCUCUCCCCCCGAACGACAAGAACUCCUACGAACCGCUCGACGCGCUGCACUGGACCUAGGGUUCGAGAAGUACCCCCUCGUCGCCGGCAUCAGCGGGCAAUCCGUGAACGAGACACUGCGUCUCGCCGACGAAGCCCGUCAAGCGGGCGCAGACUACGGCCUCUUGUUACCUCCGAGCUACUGGCCGAAAGCGGUAACGAAAGAUGUGCUCAUUGAUUUUUAUACCGAGGUUGCGGAUAGUGGGAUUCUCCCUAUUGUUAUCUACAGCUUCCCCUCCAUCACCAACGGAAUUGACCUCUCCUCCGACACAAUCUCCACCCUCGCCACGCACCCCAACAUCACCAGCGUAAAACUCACCUGCGGCAACGCGGGAAAAGUCACCCGGUUGACCCACGAAUACACGCACGCGCAAUUCGCCGUCUACGCGGGGUCCUCGGACUGGUUGAUCCCGUGUCUGAGUGGUGGGGGGUCGGGGUGUGUGACUGGUGUGGCGAAUGUGUUUCCCAAAUGUACGGUCAGACUGUUUAAUUUGUGGAAGAGUGGGGAGAUAGACGAGGCGAGGAAGUUGCAGGGGUUGAUUGCGUUGGCGGAACGGGCGUGUAAGGAGGGCAUUGCGCCGACGAAGUUUGCGGCGGCGUAUUUUGCGGGGCCUAGGGCGGGGGGGUUGGAUUUGGAGGCGUUUUGGCCGCGCAGGCCGUAUCGGCCGUCUGAGGAGAAGGUGAGGGAGUGGGUGGUGGGGGUGAUGAGGCCGUUGGUGGAGAUUGAGGGGGGACUGCCGGAUGUU